GCGCACGUGGCGUCGGCCCGUCGGGUGUAAGUUGUCCGACGGCCCCGGGCCGCGGACAGGCCCCGAGGCUGGGACCGUCUUCCUCGGGCGGCAUCCCCGUGCACGGUGCGUGGCGAUUUGAUGAUGGAAACGAGGGAAGACACUGACCCCACGACUCGAACAACGGAUGUACUGGCAAGCCGUGGCGAUGCGGCGCCAACUCGGCGACCGCGGCGAAGCGCUCGAUGGCGCGGCGCGGGUUUUCCAGGAAGCGCAGAAACCAAGGAAGCUCAAGAAGCCUAUAGCACAUAGCACCUGCUUCCAGCAGCAGCCGAGUAUAAUUAGAACGCCGCAGAAGUGCGCCUCCAACUAAUGGGGGCGCCCCGUCUAAGCAUGCGGGCCAACUGUCGAAAAAUCCGCUGGCCCCCCGUGAGCGCUGCGCGGAGGGAGCCCUCGGAGGACACGGCGCGGAGGGCAGGCGGGGGGGCGAGGAGGAGCAGGGGGCCUGAGAGGAUUUCAGAGGGCGAGGAAGGACAGGAUGAUCCUGCGCGCCCCCAGGGGGUCCUCCGGCCUCUGGAAGAGCUGCCGGGCGGCUCCCCGACGCGAGCCCGCCUCCGGCCCUGGGUGCAGCAAGCCGACCACGGCGCGCGGCGCACGAGCUGGAAAGUAGACUGCACUUCCAGCGUGCUCCUGGCAGGGCUGCCGCAACCUCCCCAUGCGAGGACUUACGUCCAGCCUCGGCGGCCGCCUCCUUAGGCAGCCUCAGGUGGUCGGACACUUCGCACGAGCAAAAACACAGCGGCGGCUCGACCGGGGUCGGCUUCCCGGCGUGCACUGCGGCGUCCCUGGGCUUGUCCCACGUUUGCGAACAAAUAUUGAAAGCCGCCGGUUAAACACGUCCACUUUACGCCUGUUAGCAUAAGCCUAUACACUGGACGGCAGGUUGCCCACCACUGAUGCCGACGCCUGCGCAGAAGAUGGGCCGAGAAGACGACGAAGGAUACCUACCCGCCAGCAACA
This is a messenger RNA of Prorocentrum cordatum, 999 nucleotides long. The record is from the annotation of a GenBank genome assembly. NCBI's taxonomy places the organism in Eukaryota, Dinophyceae, Prorocentrales, Prorocentraceae.